AUGAAUCAAGAAGCGGAAAAUAGUGUGAAUGAUUCCAAAAGUGGAAGCGCUAAUGUUGAUGCAUCAUUAGAAACAGAAAAAAAGAAAUCUAGUCAAGAUGUGAAAAAAGGCUUAAAGUUCCAAGUACUCUUUCAAGGGAAAACUCGUUUCCUGUGUUCAGAUACAUGUUUUAAGAAUUUCAAGACAAAACAGAAAAAGCCAGCUGAGCCAGUGAAACCCACAGAACUUAAAUGUGCUCACUGUGAAAAAGUCAUUGAAGAUAAUCUGGGUUAUUAUCCUGUUAUUGGGGAAAUAAGGCCCCUCUGCUCUGAGGAAUGCAUUAAAAAAUAUCAUGAUGUUUAUGCUGCCCCUAAGAAAUGUUCUCAGUGUAAAAAAGUUCUAGAUGACGCUCAAAAUUUUGAUAUUUUGACAUGGGAGACAAUGCUGUUUUGCAAUGAAGAUUGCUUAGGAAAAUACCAAUCAUUUUUAGGAAGUCAUUGUACUUGCUGUCAGACUCCAGUUCAACAAGCAUCCCUUGGCAAAUAUUGUGUAUGCUUUGGUGCUGAUAUACGUCAAUUUUGUUCAGGCAGCUGUUUAGAAGAAUUUAAAAAAGGUCUCAAGGUAUGCAGUUUUUGUCAGACAGAUUUGUCUGCCGGAACAGAAGGAUUUCUGGCUCCUGUUGGUGACAAAGGUCAAUUCAAAGAUUUUUGCUCUCAACGGUGCAUGGAACGUUAUGAAAUGGUAAAUAAUAUUGGUUCUAAGACUCCACCUGAGACGCAAGAUUGUGCAUUCUGUAAAAAACAAGGAGUGUAUCGAAUACAAAUGAAACAUAACGACAAAACGGUGCAUUUAUGCUGUGAUCUUUGUGUUGCUGGUUUCCGCUGUGCCAUGCAAUUAAAAGAAGAUAUAUGUGAUACCUGCUAUACUGUAUUCAAACUAAAGCCCGGAGAAGAUUUCUCAUUCAAGUUGGAUGGCAUGCAUAGGCAUUUCUGUAAAAAGGCGUGCAUGACUCUUUUUGUGUUAUCUCAUCGAAAAAUAGUACCUUGUGUUUGGUGUAAGGUAAAAAAGUACAAUUUUGACAUGAUUGAAAAAAUUGAUGCAAUCAAUCAGUCACAAAUGUUUUGUUCCCUGAAUUGCUUGUCCCUGUAUCGUGUGAGCUUGAGUGCAACUUCAGCGAAAAGCAUACGUUGUGACAAUUGUACAAAGAACCUUCCUGCACAGUACCAUUUAACUAUGAGUGAUGGCUCAAUCAGAAACUUUUGUACUUAUCCAUGUGUGUUAAACUUUCAAAAUCAGUUUACAAAUGUCCCAGCUCUUACAACAUCAUCAACAACUCGCCAGACAUCCGCAACCACAAUUUUAAAAACUACAUCAACUACUAGCUCUCCUGUAAUAUCCAAUGUAAUGUCUCUAGCAUCGCCAAGACCUUCCACUCCUGUUACAUCAAUUGCAGUGAAUAAACUUGUACCCCAAAAGCUCAUUCCAGUUCGUCAGCAAAGUCCAAUUGUUAUUUCUUCUAAGUCAUUAGGUGUAUCAUCUACUAUCACAUCACCUUCAGUAGUUAGCACAGCAGCUGGACCUGGGGGCCCUCAAAUAAUCAGAGAAGUCAUAGUAAAACCCCCAGCACCUAAGUCAGUAAAAAAUAAAACAGUUUCUUGUAAGCCCAUUAUGCAAACAAAGGGAAUCUCUUGUAAACCUCAUCCGUGUCACAAAGCUGUACAAACAGAUGAAAGUCCAAGAUCAAUCAUCCUCCCAAUUCCUGUACCAAUUUAUAUACCAACGCCAAUGCAUAUGUUUUCACGACCCGUUCCAUGUCCUGUGCCAUUUCCUGUGCCAAUACCCAUUCCUAUUAUAGUUCCAACUUCCAAAGAGACGCCAAGUCAAGUGAUCGAGCAUUUAAAAGACAUUCAAGAAAAAACACCAUCAAAUCCUCUCGAGGCAGAAAUGUUGAUGAUGGCUGAAUUGGUAGCUGAAGAUGGUAGCCAAAAUGACAAUGCCAUACCAGAGCCUAAUCUUCAAAAUGAAGCCCCACCAAAAAACAGUCAGGAUGCAUCUUCCAAAACAGCUGUUGAAAAUUCUGAAGUAGAAGUACUUGAGGAGCCACCAUCUUUAGAAAUUGUAGAAGAAGCUCAAAACAAUGACAAAGAAGAAUCCGAACCAGAAGAUGAAUAUGUAUUCAAAGAAGCAAAAUCUCAUAGAAAAAGAACAACAACAUCAUCUCAUGGGAAGAGAAGGAAAAAAAGUCGACUAUCAGAUGCUGCUGAGGAAGAAAGUUCAUUUCGUGGUUCAACAGAAAUAGACACUGAAAGGAAUAAUGCAAAGGAAACUGAAAAACAUGAGGCAGCUCCUCCUUUAAAGCCAAUUCUUGGAGUAAACGCAUGGAAGGAUUGGGUAUUGAAGAAAAAUUCAGAAAUGAUGAAAGGUCCACAAUCAUCAAGAAAAUUCAAGCAAUUUAAAACGGAUUUACUUCAACUUAGUACAAAUGAGUUAGAUUUUUCCCUGAGUAUAUUUGUACAAGAAGUCAGAAGAGAAGAUGGAGAUGAGUACACACCAGGAAGCUUAUUUUACCUUUUGCUGGGUAUUCAGAGGUUUUUAUUUGAUAAUGGGAGAAUUGACAAUAUUUUCACAGACCCUUACUAUGAAAAGUUUACAGAGUGCUUAAAUAAUAUUUUAUGUAGGCAAGAUGCUGUGUAUGCUUUGGAAGCUUGUGCUGCAGAAAAAGAAGCCCCAACAAAAGCCACUGAAAGAGAGAAGGAAAAAAGAAGGCCUGAUGAAUAUGAAAAGAAAAAAAGAAAGCUUGAUGAAGAAGAGCAACAACAAGCAAUUGAAAAAAGAAUUAUGCCAUCAUCGAUUCACGAAGAAUAUUUAUGGGAAGCAAAGCAACUUGGAGCUCAUUCCCCUCACGUUCUUCUGAAUACAUUGAUGUAUUUCAACACUAAGUAUUUCAAACUAAGAAAAGUCGAAGAUCAUUUUCGGUUCUCAUUUACACAUGUUACGAAGAUCAAAGUUCGGGAUUUUGACUCUCAUCAUGCAGCAGAAGAAGGAAAAAAAGUCCUUCGUUACUACCCUCCAAUAAAUAGAGAUUAUUCCAGAUGUUCAAGUAGUGAAAUCGAUGUCUAUGAACAAGUUGAGAGCACAGAUGCUUUAAGAUGUCCAGUUAAAUUAUAUGAAUUUUACCUGUCAAAAUGUCCAGAAAGCGUCAAGGCAAGAAAUGAUAUAUUUUACCUUUAUCCAGAAAGAUCUUGUGUACCUGACAGUCCAGUUUGGUAUUCAACGCAGCCCCUUGGCCAAGAGGUUAUUGCAAAAAUGAUUCAAAGGAUAAAGUUUGUUAAAGGAAUAUAUAAAUAAUAUAUUUAUAUUUUAUCAUUCAUUUGUUGCAAAAACAAUUUUUCGGUGUUUCCUUCAGUCAUAAUGAUUCGUCAAGAAUGUGUAGAGUGACAAUAACUUUUUCUUGCAGUUUUACUAAUUGAUGUAUAUUUUGUUUAUUUGUUUUGUUAUUGUAUUUCCGCUACAAAACACAUUUAUUGACAAGUUAAGUAAAUUUUACAGCAGUAUUCCUAAUGCUUUUCAUGAGUAGUGGGAGGGCUUGUUGGAUCUAGGGGAACGUUGGACUGAUCUCAAUUAUUUCAAUAGUAUUUUUUAUUAUUAUUAUUAUUUAUGACCAACAAACAGCAUUUAAUAGUACUACUAGUCUUAUGAUGAAAUCAUAUGGUCCUGUUAUUUUGAAUAAAUUUUAUCUCAGAAAGUGAUAUUUCAGCAGUGCUAGGUAAUUUUCAGAAGCAAGA
Molecule: messenger RNA, 3764 nt
Organism: Uloborus diversus
Lineage: Eukaryota; Metazoa; Arthropoda; Arachnida; Araneae; Uloboridae
Gene: woc
Product: zinc finger MYM-type protein 4-like
Exons: 18
Coding region: 1-3327 (1108 amino acids)
Molecular function (GO): zinc ion binding
Source: RefSeq, a predicted model, not a curated record